This is a messenger RNA of Laetiporus sulphureus 93-53, 2169 nucleotides long. RefSeq lists its product as uncharacterized. Lineage: Eukaryota; Fungi; Basidiomycota; Agaricomycetes; Polyporales; Laetiporaceae. Gene Ontology annotation, molecular function: DNA-binding transcription factor activity; sequence-specific DNA binding. The record is from RefSeq and is a predicted model, not a curated record. The coding region runs from base 1 to 2169 and encodes 722 amino acids. The transcript is spliced from 4 exons. Gene Ontology annotation, biological process: regulation of DNA-templated transcription.
AUGUCGCUCGAGCAUCAGGUUGCUCUGGCACGCACAACGAGGGGAGAGUCGUCUCAUCUUAGUAAAGCUGCCCGUCAGGUAGUGCCUCCCUUCCUUCAGAAACUUUACGAGUGCGCAGAUUUCGCCUUGACCGAGGUAUUAGGAUCGUCAACGAUCCUAGGAAUGAUGAGCUUAUCCGCUGGUCAGAAAAUGGGGAUUCGUUCUACGUACUCAGUCCUCAACCACGAACGCUUUGCGCGCGAGGUUCUCGGACGCUGGUUUAAGCACCAAAAGUUCACCUCGUUUGUGCGACAACUUAACAUGUACGGCUUCCACAAAAUCCCCCAUCUCCAACAAGGUGUCCUCAAGAGCGACACCGACACCGAGCCGUGGAACUUUGAGCACCCACAUUUCCAUCGCGGCCAGCCCGACCUCCUGUGCUUGAUACAGCGCAAGAAGCAGCCUGCGAACAAUGCAGACGAGGCCGACCUAUCCGACGCCGCGAACCCAUCAGCCUCUGUCAACGGAACCCCGGGGCAGGUCCUCGACAUCAACACCAUCGUCAAUGGCAUCGCCGCCAUCAAACGCCACCAGCAAGCUAUCUCUGCCGAUCUCAACGCGCUGAAGAAGUCGAAUGAUUUGCUCUGGGAGGAGGCAACGUUGACCCGCCAGAGGCACGACAAACAGCAGGACACUAUCAACCGCAUCCUCAAAUUUCUAGCGGGCGUGUUCGGCCAUACCUCCGAGUCGAUACACAAAACCGACGAUGGUCGUUCUCCAGGCGUUGUUCCACGUGCUCGUCAGAGACUCAUGAUCGGUGAUGGCAGGUUACCCAAGGGAAAGACUGUCGAAGUUGCUGACGUUGAUGACGAUGAUGAUGGGGACUUUAUGAAUCAGGCAGCGCCCCCGCAAGAGGGCACAAAUAGUCCGCUUGCUGGUCAAAUCUCUAGCGUCGGGUCUCCCGCUAUGUCGGCUAUGUCGCCUGCGCCCUCCACGGCGCCCUCCGAAACAUUUUCGCCCGUCUCUGCCAACUCCGUGAUCGACUCCACUCCGCCAGGGUAUACGGCCCGUCCGACGCGGCCUGCUGAGGUACUGUCAAGAACAAGCGCAGGCACCGGCUCUAACCACGGUUCCACGACAGAAAUGUCUCCGCGCACUACGCCUACCGUCAAUCGCACCCCGCCUGUCAACAACAUGCCUCGGAGUGAUGCUGCGCUGUCGCCUUCCACGAUGAUGUCAUUCGCACCCAGCACGCCCGGCCCGAACCACCUGGACGGCAUGUGGCAGGCUGCGAUUCAGCAGGUCCUGAACAACCCCGUGCAGAUGCAGCGUCUCAUGCAGGCGCUUGCCGCGACGCAGCAGAACGUGGGGCCUAUGGCUGACAAUCCUCCUGUCAACCACCAGGACACCAUGGCCCAGUUGGCACCUUACACUACCAGCGCCAACACGUACAACGACUACAACCGCUAUCGCCACGAACUGCCCGUCGCUGCCCCCAUGUCACACGCUUCCUUGCCUGUGCUCAAUCCAUCGAUGCCACACGGAGAUGAGGCCGCGCCUUUGGAACCGCUGCUGGAUAACGUCUCACGCUUGCAGAAGACUUACCGUGACACUGUAGAGAUAGAGGCGGAUAUGGAUAUGUUGCAGAACAGCUUGCACACGUUGAUCAAUGACUUGGGCAUGGAUCCGCAAGCUCUCAUGUCGCAAGCGCACGAGAAUCGCGGGGGACUACCGAUGGGUGGCUACGCCAAUGGCCACGGGCAGCCACAGAAUGGAGAGCACGCAAGUGGGCUGCCAAAUGGAAUGCGACCGAACGGGAUGCACCAGGAUGCGUCGCUUAUGCCCAACCUGGACGGACAUCGCGAGGAUCCCUCGUCGGAUCUAUUCCUCGAGACCCUGCUGAAUGGGAUGUCCGGCUCGAACGGAAAUCUCGACUUCUCGGACGUGACCGAUCACUAUGAUCCGUCGACCCGCAUCAUCGACGGAACCACUGUGGGGGACGCGUCGACCGACCAGCUCACGUCAUUCCUGGACGAGGUCUCCGAUACCGCCACUCCCGUGGCACGCUCUACUAAUAUGACGCCCCUUCCGCAGAAACGCAAGUCGGAUAUGGCAGGCCUGCGGAUACCUCCUUCAGCGCCGGAGGACCAUUCUACUGCCGCGAGCCACAGGACGAAGCGCAAGCGAUGA